Molecule: messenger RNA, 1293 nt
Organism: Anthostomella pinea
Lineage: Eukaryota; Fungi; Ascomycota; Sordariomycetes; Xylariales; Xylariaceae
Source: the annotation of a GenBank genome assembly
AUGGCAGCAACUUCGAAUAAUAUCAUCACGCUCCGGCGGCACGACCUCGACAACCUGCGGACCUUCCUGACCGGUCUCGUCACCGUCCACCAUACGUCGCUAGCCUAUGGCGGCGUCGGGUCAUGGAAGGUCAAGUCUGCCUGUUUCGCCGGCAACUCGCCCGUGCUCAUGGGUUUCAACAUCUUCGAUCAGUCAUUCUUCAUGGGAAUGUUCUUUUGGAUCUCCGGUCGCGUAUCAGCGCAGUCGCUGUCGAAAACCUCGCCGUCGGCUUUCAUCAAGAGUAAGCUACUGCGGCUCGGUGCGCCGGCCUUGGUGUACUCUUACGCUAUCGACCCCAUGAUGCGCGCUGCGAUGUUGACGUCUUGGAACCUGGAAUCGCUACGCGCGAGCGUGAUUGCGUCAUGGACUACGCCGCAUGGCCUUCGUGGUCCAGUUUGGUACAUUGGGACCAUGCUCGCGUUCGAUGUAACGGCUGCAAUAGCUACGAAGAUAGGGUGGACUACCACGACCAAGGGCGACAAGGAGAGAAGCCGCAUAUACGGUCUCCUUUGCCGGUACGGAUGGAUUGGUGUGGCCGCCUCCAGCUUCCUCAUCCGCUUGUGGUAUCCCGUGGGGAAGACCAUCCCGAUACUCUCGCUCCAGCCGGCAUUCUUGAGCCAGUAUGUCUAUUCGUACCUACUUGGAGCCGUAUCAUACAAAGAGCAACAACCGCGCAUCUAUGCCCCUUUCGAGACAAUGGACGCGUCGGUGGACCGUACACCUGGACGUACCGAGAAAGAGUCAACCCAGUCGACCCGAUCUCAAGAUGGACUCAUGCUGACGCCGGCACUUGUCAUAUCACUUUCCACUAUGCUCCUCAUCUUCCUCCCUGGACUGCUCAUCUCGCCUGACUCAUGGCUCGACUGGACCAUCAAGCAUUUUCCAGGCGGUUGGAACUGGACUGCCCUUAUCUACGCCAUCUGGAACGAGUUCUCAUUUGCGGUUACGGCGCCCGCACUCAUGGCAUACUUCCAGCGUCACUAUUCGCAAGCCACAAAGUCAUCACCUUUCAGUGCUCGGGCGUCAUAUGCAGCGUUUCUGCUGCAUACACCAGUAAUUAUAGGUAUGACGGUUCUGGUAGAUAGGCUGCUGUGCCCACAAGGGACAGCCCCGGCAUGGAUGAACAGCGGCGUAUGGCAGAUGCUUGGACCUGUAGCAAUGACGCUUGGUGCCGGCUUGUUGAGUGCCUACGCGUCUUUUGAGAUUGCUGGGAAGGCCUUGAGCUGGAUUCCAGGACUCAAGAACAUCAUAUAA